GACUAGGACUCAUUGAUUUAUUAUUAAUUAAAUACAUUCCAGUUUGUGGUCGUAUUAAAUUUUAUAGGCUUUAAGUUAAUAUUCUUAUUAUGGCUAUUUGAUUUUGGUUUUGUAGUUGCAGUUGAAAGAAUAUACCUACUACUGUACAUAAGUUAGGCUUACUUUCGUAAAUAGUUUGUAGUCCCUGAACUAGUAAGGCCUAGGCCUAUUUACUGUUGACCGCGGAGUCCGUCAUGGGAAGGAAAGCUAAAUUUACUGAUGAACAGAAGCCCAAAAAAGGAAAAGGAAGGAAGGCAAAGAAACAAAAGGAUCCUAUUUUCCCGGCUAGUUUAACUGAAGGUGUCUCUAAAACUUUGAGCCAUCGUCAAAAGCAGAGAGCUGCAAAACGAGCUAUUAAAACUGCUUUGAAACAAGAGAAAAAAGCAAAGAAAAAAGAAAACCGCUUAGAAACAUCUUUGAAUGACGCUAAAUCAUCCCUUAACUCUCCACAAGAUUCUAGUUUUAAGGAGAAGCAGAGUGACAAGUUGACGAAUAAAAAUUCAUCCAGUGCAGUUGAUCUUGUAUCAAAACAGAAAUUAAAUGGUAAACAGAAUAAUACAACUCCCAAAUUCAAGAAAAAUGAACCAGACUUCAGCUCUAUUUCUGGUAACUUCAUCAAGUCAGAAUCAAAAACGCCCAAUCGCAAAAGUAUUACCGGUAACCAAUUUGUUGUUACUCCAUCACAUCUGGAAAAUGUAAAGGACUCUAAAAAAAGUUUGGCCAAGGGUUUGAAGAGAAAAUUGGACGAUGAAGAUUCUGCUGAAACAGAAAAAAAAUCUACUGUUGAAAGUAAAACCUCUCAUCAAAACAAAAAACCGUUUGAAUCAAAUAAGAAAACAAAUUCUAAAGUAAAUAAUUUUCAAAAGAAGGGUUCUAAAGAAAUAAUUCACGAAAAGAAACUGGAUUCAAAUAUCAAAAAUAAAUUAAAUGGUACAAAUAACAAAUCUGAAGUGAAAAACGUUCAGGUAGGCCUUACUAACGGCUCCCUGAAAGGAAAAAAUAAAAAAAUAAAGGCUGGAUUUACCGAUGAUAACAGUAGUUGGUUGAAACCAAAAAAGAAGAAGGUUGACAAAAGUUUAGAAGACAACGAGGAAGAGAUUGAAGAUAAUGAAUUAGAGAGUGACGAAGCUAGUGAUGCUAGUAUGAGUGAAGAAGAUGAAAUAGAUGAUUAUGGUGAAGAGGAAUCAAGUGAUGAUUCUGAAGAAGAUGACAGUGAAGAGGAAGAACAAGUCCAAAGUAAAAACAAAAAGGAGAUCCAAAAAAAAGCAAAACCAAACAAGGAACAAGUGGAUAAAGAUGACGAAACCACAGAAUCUGGAGAUUCAGAAGAUAGGGAUGAAGAAAGCGAUGAAGAUGAUGAUGAAGAUGAUGAAGAAGAUUCAGAAGAUGAAGAUCUGCUACCUGUCGAAAAAGCUGCUAAAAAGCUAAAGAAAAAGAAAAUAAAGGAGGAAAAGCAGGCAGAAGAGGAGCUACAACUGAACGUUGCUAACCGUGAAGUGUUUGCAUUUCCCAAGGAGGGAGAGAGAGAGAAAACAUCGUUGCCUGAGGUUGAACAGCGAAUCAAGGAUGUCCUGCUAGUUCUCUCCAACUUCAACAAGUUCAGAGAGAAAGACAGAUCUCGCCAGGACUACCUAGAGUUGCUGCGGGAAGACCUUUGUCAGUAUUUCAGCUACAACGAGUAUCUCAUGGAGAUGUUCAUGAAGUUGUUCCCUCUCACGGAGUUGAUGGACUUCCUAGAGGCUAGUGAGAGUCAGCGACCACUUACAAUACGGACCAACAGCCUCAAGACUCGGAGAAGAGAUCUGGCUCAGGCUCUGAUUGCCAGGGGAGUCAACCUGGACCCGGUUGGCAAGUGGUCCAAGGUUGGACUGGUCAUAUACAAUGCUACUGUUCCCAUAGGAGCAACCCCAGAGUAUCUGGCAGGGCAUUACAUACUACAGGGAGCGUCUAGUAUGCUGCCUGUCAUGGCCCUGGCACCACAAGAGAAUGAGAAGAUACUGGAUAUGUGUGCUGCUCCUGGCGGGAAAGCCUCUCACAUAGCUGCUGUCAUGAAGAACACAGGUAUGUUGUUUGCAAACGAUGUGAACAAAGAUCGAGGGAAGGCAGUUGUCGGAAACUUUCACCGUCUUGGGAUCAUCAACACUGUCGUCUGCAGUUAUGAUGCACGGAAAUUCUCAACUGUAAUGAAAGGGUUCGACCGGGUGCUGCUGGAUGCACCCUGCUCCGGGACGGGAGUGAUAUCCAAGGACCCGGGAGUGAAGACGUCCAAAGAUCCGCAGGAUGUGCAGAGGUGUUUCACACUACAGCGGCAGUUACUGCUAGAGGCUAUAGACUGCACCAACGCAAGGUCCUCCACAGGAGGAUACAUUGUGUACUCCACGUGCUCUGUGCUGCCAGAAGAAAAUGAAGCUGUAGUAGAUUAUGCGCUGAAAAAACGAGAUGUGAAAGUUGUUGAAACUGGACUCGGCUUUGGCAAUGAAGGGUUUACCAACUACAGGCAUUGCAGAUUUCAUCCAUCUCUAAAACUGGCCCGUCGCUACUACCCUCACACGCACAACAUGGAUGGCUUCUUUGUUUGUAAAUUGAAAAAGUUUUCAAAUAUUAUAAAGAAAACAGAAAAUGAAGAUACUGAAGAUGAGGAGGAGGAAAAGGAGGACGAACAUGUAGAAAAUGAGGAGGAAGAGGAGGAAAACAAGGAAGUUGAGGUAAAACAAAAAGAAAAGAAGAAAGGCAAGGAAAAAAUAUUAGAGAUUAAGAAAGGCAAAGAAAAACAAGAAGAAAUUACAAAAAGUAAGAAAAAGCAGGAAGUAACAAAGAAAGAUAACGUAAAGCAGGAAGUAAUUAAGAAAGAGAAAGUAAAGCAGGAAGUAACAAAGAAAGAUAAAGUAAAGCAGGAAGUAUCUAAGAAAGAGAAAGUAAAGCAGGAAGUAACAAAGAAAGAUAAAGUAAAAGAGGAAGUAAUUAAGAAAGAAAAAGUAAAGCAGGAAGAAACUAUGAAGAGUAAGGUAAAUCAGGAAGAGAAGACAAAAGGUAAGGCUAAACAAGAAGCAAACAAGAAAAUCAAAGUAAAACAGGAAGAAAGUGAAGAUGAAGAAGAAAGUGACGAUGACUAUGAAAUGGAAGAAAGUGAUGGUGAAGAAGUUACGGAUGAUAGUGAGAAUGAGGAAGAAAGUGAUGAUGAAGAAGGAACAGAAGAAGAAACAGAAGACGACAGUGAUUAAGCAAAGUAAUUUAAGGCUGAAGUGAAUAAGUCAAAGAGAAGUCAACUUUUAAAUUGACAAAAGGUACUGUUAAAAUUAUAUGCAAAAACAAAUCAAUUUUGUUGGUGACUAUGUCACCAAAACAAUUAAGUUUUAAUUUUAAAAAAGAUUUGAACCACACAAGCAUGGUCUGAAACUACACAAUAAUCAAUUCAACCUAUGAACACAGAGGUUUAAUUUACCUAACCUCUUUUUCAAGGAAUUUAAGUAGGCCUACUGAUCUGUCUUGCAUUUUUAUCUGUUGAUGUAUUAUUGUUUUUAUAUUUUUUUAUAAACCCAAUCCUUAUUAGGAGUAAGUGGAUGGCAGUGGUGGAUACUGGUAAGCGGGAUGAUAGUUUUAUCACUUACAGCUGUGUAACAAUCCUCCCACAUUAUGGCAUUGUGUGUACUAAUGCACAAUGAAGUGUGGCUGACACAUUGGUUACCUUGAUGUGUGAAGGGAGUCAGUAUAGGUGGAAUUAUAAUUGCUAUCCCAUUAUUUACCAAAAUAAAAGCUAAUGUAGUGGUUCGUGCAGGUCCGUAUUCGACCGCGGCUUUUAAGUAAGGACCGGUUUUGUGUAUAAUUGGUGAUUCGCUUGUACGUCACAAUGAGGUUCCUGACCACUUCCUGGCAUCAUUUGUAAACAGAAUGACGUAAAUUUCAGCUUUGUAGCUGUCAUGUAUGCGUUGCUGUGUUUUUUUAAUUGGUUAAACCAUCAAAUAUCCUGCCGCGUAUGAGGUAAGGUAAGGUCAGUGAUACGUUUUUUGAUGACAAGAAAUAUAUCCAAUGCUGACAUUUAUCACCAGAUGACUGAAGGCUAUGGCCCUAAUAUAGUGAGUUAGGGUAAAGUGCAUAAUUGGGUUAUGGAGUGUAAAAAUAGCCGUGAGAUCCUUUUUCCUUUGUGGUCUUCUGUGAGAAGUCUGGAUACCCAGCAAAAACACAAUUCCAACCGAAAUGAACAUUUUCACAGCCAUUUUAAAGCUCCCUAACCUAUUUCUGCACUUUUUACGCUAAGAAUGGUAAAUAGGGCACUUUCUUAUAAUUCUCUUCAUACCAUUAUAGGUACUCUCAAAGUCAUAGCACAAACCACCAAGCAUCAAGCAUAAAAAUAAGUCUUUUUGAAAGCAAGCUACUAAACUGUAAGCUGGUAAGAUCAGAGGGUCAAUGUUUUCUCCCUAGGUUAGGUACCUUGUCAGCAAGUAUCAUCCCGACUACCAGUGUCAAUCCAGGCUUCACUAUACCUAGGUACCCUGAGCUCUGUUCUUGUUGUAUUACAUUUUGUAAUGUAUAGCCUACUACUUUAAACAUGUACAGAAUCCUUGCUUGUUGUUUUGUUUUAGUAGCCCUUUUCACUAUAAACUUAUCGAUGUAUUUAUUUAUAAAUGAUUUCAGUACAUUAUCACAUUUAAAACAAAACAAAUCACAAUGUUGCAGUUUACAUGAAUUCAGUUUAUUCUUGAUCAGUUAAACUACCUAUGUAUUUGUAUGCACUAAAGUUUGUAAUACAGCUAAUUUGCAAA
This is a messenger RNA of Macrosteles quadrilineatus (aster leafhopper), 4799 nucleotides long. RefSeq lists its product as uncharacterized. Gene Ontology annotation, molecular function: RNA binding; rRNA (cytosine-C5-)-methyltransferase activity. Gene Ontology annotation, cellular component: nucleolus. Lineage: Eukaryota; Metazoa; Arthropoda; Insecta; Hemiptera; Cicadellidae. The transcript is spliced from 12 exons. The coding region runs from base 234 to 3260 and encodes 1008 amino acids. Gene Ontology annotation, biological process: maturation of LSU-rRNA; rRNA base methylation. The record is from RefSeq and is a predicted model, not a curated record.